AUGACUGUUAUUAUCGGCUCGUUGUUCCUACCUUAUACUGUAAAGUUCAAAAUUGAUGCUGCUACCAAUGGCAGUGAUACCGAAUCAGUUAAGGAAACCAUAAAUGAUUUUACCAAAUCUGGUUCUCCAAUUCCAUCAAUUUUGCCUGCUCUAAGCCAAACUCCCCAAAUUCCUCGUUCUCCCGUGUUAAGAGGCCGUGAAUUGAAUAGACCUAAAAUUAGCAAUGAAACAAGAGCAGAUACUCCAGAAGGAUUCUUUUAUGCUAGAAGACCAAGACGUGCAGGUACUAAUGAAUCUUCUGGUGAGGCGUCAACUUCUGGAACACCAGGUAUAGUUGUUGCACCACCUCCAUCGACUGCAAAUGCUGCUGCUGCUGGUGGUGGUGGUGGUAGCACCUACAUUCAGCCAAAUUCAAUCGUAGAACCUAAAAAACAUUUUGAUAAUAGUGGAUUACCAAGUAUAACUACCAGAUCCCAAUCUUCAACAUUAACAAGGAAUAACUCAAGUCCAAACCUUGUUUCAUUGGCUCCUACCGAUAACUUUGAAAGAGCCAGAUCUGUUCUUAGUGGCAGAGGUAUCACUUUACACUCCAAUCAUAGUGCGAGUUCAUUAUUUUCAGAUGAGGUUCCAUUUCCUUCAACCUCUUCAACUCCACAACAUCAACAACAAUCAUAUGUUCCUAGUUACCAUAGAGAAGAUGAUGAACCAUGGAAAGAAGGGUUCAAGGAUAUGAUAAUGGGAAGAAACCAUAGCAAAUUAGCUCCAUUUGGGGGCUUUUCCGAUCCAAGUAUCAAGCAUAGUAUUCUCAAUGAAGAAAAUAUUUUUGAAACUGCUCCUUGGAAUAUUGUUCCAACUGAAAGUGGUAAUGGCUCUUUAAUUAAUGCGGUUCAAUUAUCAGUACAAACUGGAGUUAUGAAGAGAAAUAAAUGGGUUGGGAUUUUGUCCAUGCCCAGUGAUGAUGUUCCUGAAAAUGUUAAGGAGAAUAUUUCCAAAGAAUUGAGUAGUAAUUAUGAUUGUGAAGUUGUUUUUCCUGAUGAUUUGACAUUUGAAGGUCAUUACAAGUCCUUCUGUAAACAGAUCUUGUGGCCAACUUUACAUUAUCAAAUUCCUGAUGAUCCAAAAUCCAAAGCAUUUGAAGAACAUUCUUGGGGCCAUUAUGUGUUGAUGAAUAGGUUAAUCGCUGAUAAAUUAGUUGAAACUUAUAAAGAAGUCAAUGGUGAUGCCGAUGAUCCUUAUAAUCCUGAAAAUAUGAUUUGGGUGCACGAUUAUCAUUUGUUAUUGGUUCCUAAAAUGAUUAGAGAAAAAUUACCAAAUGUUAAGAUUGGGUUCUUUCUUCAUGUUUCAUUUCCUUCAUCAGAAGUAUUUAGAUGUUUUGCUCAAAGAAAGCAAUUACUUGAAGGUAUGCUUGGGGCAAAUUGCAUUGGUUUCCAAACAGAUGAAUAUGUUCGCCAUUUUCUUCAAACUUGUAACCGUUUAUUAUUGGCUGAUACUAAUGAAUAUGGGGUUAGUUAUGAAGGAAACUUGACUGUAACCAACACAACCCCGGUUGGUAUUGAUGCUGCUUCGCUUAUGCAUAAAGUUACCAGUGAACUGGUUAAUGAAUGGAGAGCAAUGAUUAAAGAAAAAUGGAAAGAUCAUAAACUUAUUGUUUCUAGAGAUAAAUUGGACAAACUAAGAGGGGUUAAACAUAAGUUAUUAGCUUAUGAACGGUUCCUCAAGGAUAAUCCCGAAUAUAUUGAUUCCACUGUUUUAAUUCAAAUUUGUAUUGGUGAAUCACAUGAUGCCGACUAUGAAGCUGAAGUAAUGAAGAUUGUUUCAAGGAUUAACUCGUUACCUGAUAAUAUUUCAGUAACCCAGCCAGUUGUUUUCUUGCAAAGAGAUAUUGAAUUUGAUCAGUAUUUAGCAUUGGAAUGUGAAGCUGAUGUAUUUGUUGUUUCUUCAAUGAGAGAAGGUUUGAAUUUAACUUGUCAUGAAUUUAUUAUAGCAACUAGCGAACGGAAAUCACCAUUAAUCUUGUCUGAAUUUACUGGAUCUUCAGCAUUGUUAGAUUGCGGCGGUAAAGGUGCGUUGCUUAUAAACCCAUGGGAUACCAAGAGAUUUUCGGAAGUUUUCAAAGAACUGUUGGAAAUGUCGGAACAAGAAAAGAAUCUUCGUUGGGGAAGUUGUUUCGAAUUUGUCCUUACUCGUGAUUCCAAACAUUGGGUCGCUAAUUGUUUGAACAGCAUUCUUGAAGCAUGUAAUCUUGAUCGCAAAAAAUCAAGACAUUUGGUCCCAUUCACUCAAAAGGUAUUUGAAAAUUUUAUUAGGUUAAGUGGUAAAAAUGGAAAGAAAAUUGUUAUAUUAGGUUUGGAAAUUUCAUCAACUAGUGUCAAUUCAAGCAGAAAUAUUCGUACUGGUUCUGCUGGGAAAGUUAAUAUUUCCGAACCAACUAGACUUGUUGGAUUACUUGUUGAUUUAAUUGAAAAUCCAAAUACAUAUGUUUAUUUAAUGAGUUUCUUAAGUAGACAUGAUUUGGAUAUUAUGUUCAAAAGAUACCCCAAGAUUGGUUUAAUUGCUGAAAAUGGUAGUUAUGUAAAACUUAUUGGAUCAAAAGAAUGGAUUACUAUAGUUGAUGAAGGGGAAGAAUCAUCAUGGAUGCCACAAAUCACUCAAUUGAUUGAAUCUAAAGUUGAAAGAUUGCCUGGAUCGUUCUGUCAGGUUCAAGAUAGUACCGUUAGAUUCCAUGCUGGUAGGUCAUUUAUUGAUGAUAGAGAAAGAAGCUUGGAUGCUAUGGGUGAUACCAUUCAACAUAUUAACAGUUUAAGUGAGGAACUUGGAGGCAUUCAUGCUACUCUUGUUAGAAAUCUGGUUAUUGUUCAAAAGAACCAAAUUAACUUGAAGGCUUUGAGAUUCUUGGUAUCUUAUUAUAAUACAAGUUUAUAUAACCAGUCUGAAAGCUUCAUUGGGGAAAAUAUUAAAGAGUUUCAAAAGCCCUUAAGUCCAAAGAGUGAAACUAUUGACUUUUUUAAUAGAGAUGAACAUUACAUAAGCGCUAUUCUUUACAGUGGUGGAUUGACUACUAUCGAUGAAGCAAAUUAUGAAUAUAUUAAUCACUUGAAGGAUAUUCGUGCUGUUAAAAAUGCAUUAACUGUGACAGUUAUGGCAACUGAUGGUGAAGAUGUUAAAACAGGUGCCGGCUAUGAAGUCAGUGGUAUCAAUGAAUUGCUUCGUAUAUUUGCAAGAGCGAACUUAACAUAG
Spathaspora passalidarum NRRL Y-27907 is the source of this 3237-nucleotide messenger RNA. It is a transcript of the gene TPS3, whose product is annotated as trehalose 6-phosphate synthase/phosphatase complex subunit. Gene Ontology annotation, cellular component: cytosol; alpha,alpha-trehalose-phosphate synthase complex (UDP-forming). Gene Ontology annotation, biological process: trehalose biosynthetic process. The coding region runs from base 1 to 3237 and encodes 1078 amino acids. The transcript is spliced from 2 exons. The record is from RefSeq and is a predicted model, not a curated record. Gene Ontology annotation, molecular function: catalytic activity. Lineage: Eukaryota; Fungi; Ascomycota; Pichiomycetes; Serinales; Debaryomycetaceae.